Molecule: messenger RNA, 1218 nt
Organism: Vicia villosa (hairy vetch)
Lineage: Eukaryota; Viridiplantae; Streptophyta; Magnoliopsida; Fabales; Fabaceae
Product: pentatricopeptide repeat-containing protein At3g14580, mitochondrial-like
Exons: 1
Coding region: 1-1218 (405 amino acids)
Molecular function (GO): protein binding
Source: RefSeq, a predicted model, not a curated record
AUGUUUUCCCGAACGCGUUCUCUCCUUCCUUCUCUAACUUCCCACAAAACCCCAAACUCAUCGUCACUCUUUUCUUCAUCUUCUUCUUCACGACCCCCAAACACAAACCUUAACACAAACAAAAACAACAAAGACAACAUCAUCGUAUCCAGAUUCCACCACAAAGACUGGCUAACCUCAAAACAAGCAACAACCUUAAUCAACUCCUUAACCGACCCUUCCACUUCCCUCACUCUCUUCAACCUCUACUCCUCUCGCAAAGACUACAACCCAACCCAACCCUUCUGCAUUUCCCUCAUCACCAAACUAGCCCAAUCCCAUCACUUCUCCACCAUUGACACCCUCCUCAAAACCCUCCAGCCUCAUCAAAAGCACCGCUUUACAGAAGAUUUCUUCUUCCAUCUCAUCAAACUCUACGCCCAUCAAGCUAACAGAAUUGAUAAAGCCCUUGAAACCCUCUUCAUGAUGCCGAGUUUCGGUUGUUAUCCAACCUCAAAAACAUUCAACUUUGUUCUUAAUCUAUUGGUUAAUAACAAACUACAUGAUGCUGUUUUUAAUCUUUAUUCCUCGGCGUCGAAGCUGGGAUUCGAGAUUGAUGCUUGUUGUCUUAAUAUUAUCAUUAAAGGGUUGUGUAAACAGGGGGAGAUGAAAGCUGCGUUUAAGGUGUUUGAUGAAUUUCCUAAGCUGGGGAUUCAAAGAAAUGAGAGAACUUUUUGUACUUUAAUGCAUGGGUUGUGUGAGAAGGGGAAUGUGGAUGAGGCUUUUGAGUUGUUGGAGGUGAUGAAAAGGGAGAAAAUUUGUGUUGAUGUUAUGGUUUACAAUGUUUUGAUAUGUGGGUUGAGGAGGAAAGGGAGAGUGGAUGAAGCUAAAGAGGUUUUGGAAGAUGGGAUGAUGAGGAAUGGGUGUUAUCCUAAUGAAAGUUCUUAUCAACAUGUUUUGUAUGGGUUGAUUGAGCUGAAGAGAUUUGGGGAGGCUAAGGAGGUUGUUGAGAAGAUGGUUUUGAAGGGGUUUGUUCCUAGUUUUGAUUCGUUUAAAGGUUUGGUUUUUGGGUUUUGUAAAGAGGGAUUGGUUGAGGAAGUUGAGUGGGGUGUUAGGGGUAUGGAUAGGAUGGGUUUUGUUCCUAAGAUGGGGAUGUGGAGACAGAUUGUUAAGUGUGUUGUUGUUAAUAGAGAUGUUGGUGGUUCUUUUGAUAAGAUUUUGGAUGUUGAUUAUGAUUGA